AUGCUUUAUAACAUUAGUAUUUUAUCUGUUCACUUAGAAGACCUCAUUCAAUAUAUUUGUUCAUACUCUCCAACUGUAUGGGCCUUAACUGGUCUUCAUUUUAACAACAACGUCAAUUAUCGAUUAGCUAAUUUCUUCAAAUCUCAAUAUACUAUAUAUUUUCAACAUGGAUCAAAUAAAUUCGGUGACAUUUGUUUAGCCAUUGCUCAUCAGCUGCCUCAUCAAUGCAUCUCUCAAUUCAGUCACAUAGAGAACUUGAUUUCUAUUGACAUCUUCAACAACAGCCAACGAUACAUUCUUGUGGUUCUUUAUAUACCACCUUCUGAACAUUUACCUACUUACACUCUUAAUCAUUUGUACGAACGUAAUCCUAAUUUAAUUCCAGUAGGUGAUCUGAACGCUCGACAUCCUCAAUGGUAUGAUGUGGCUACAAACAUGAACGGCUCUCGACUGAAUGAAUGGAUUAAUUCACUCCCAAACUUGAAAAUAUAUAAUGAUUCACAACCCAGGUCAACUCGAUCUCAAGCCAUUAUUGAUCUCAUCAUAGCACCACAUCAAAUAUCAUCAGAAAUUUCUGAAGUCGACCAAACUAUGCAAGUUACAGAUCAUUAUCCUGUUCAUUGGCAAAUCACAUAA
This is a messenger RNA of Rotaria sp. Silwood2, 636 nucleotides long. The record is from the annotation of a GenBank genome assembly. Lineage: Eukaryota; Metazoa; Rotifera; Eurotatoria; Philodinida; Philodinidae.